Molecule: messenger RNA, 1389 nt
Organism: Lytechinus variegatus (green sea urchin)
Lineage: Eukaryota; Metazoa; Echinodermata; Echinoidea; Temnopleuroida; Toxopneustidae
Product: ankyrin repeat domain-containing protein SOWAHB-like
Exons: 10
Coding region: 34-1374 (446 amino acids)
Source: RefSeq, a predicted model, not a curated record
GUUCAGACAUCGGAGAAUGAAAUCAUAACAAACAUGGCGGACGCGGAAGAGGAAUUCUCGGCAGAUGGGGUUCAAAAGUUCUUGGUAGCAAAUGGUGGGAAGGCUACAAAUGUGGAAGUUGUUGGCCACUUUGCGAAGUACUUAAAUGAUCCAGAAUUCAAAGUUCUGAAUAGACAGAAAUUCAAAGAUUUCAUCAAUGAAGUGGCAACAGUCAAGACAGAAAAGGGCGAAAAGCUCUUGGUCCUAAAGAAUGAAUACUUCUAUCGAGAAUGGAUAGAACCCAAACAUGUCAUCAUCCGGUCUGCACAGUCGCAAGCUCCCAAACCGUCAUGGCCGCCACCGGCUCCGGAACAACCCAUGGAGACAGAGACCCAACCUGUAGCACCCACCAGAAGAAAAAAGAAGUCACAUGAUCACAGUUCGGCUCAGAAUGGAUCGUCAGGGAGUGGAAGGAGUAGUCCAAAGCCCAAAGGAUCAGGUAGUCCUAGACCUACCAUUUCAGCACCUAUCUAUACGGGACCAGUUGACCAACAUUCUGUUGUUAGUACUAAAGCUGGAGAGAAGGUGAUAGAAGAACUGAGUCAGAUUGAAGGAGUUAAGGAUGCUCUGGAUAAAUUUGAGCAGGAGUCCCGGUUACAAGCCGCCAGUCCUCCUAGACAGUCUGCUGUCUCCCCUCCCCCGUCCUCAUCCACCACCACCAUCACUGCCACUGCCUCUUCUGCUCCUGAUGAUGAUCUUCCCAAGCCUGAGGCGGUACAUCCACCUCCGGUAGAAAUACAGGUUACUGAUGAAGAUAGGAAAGACGAGAAUCCUGUGGCCAUGGAGAUUACUGAGAAGACAGAACCUUCCAAGGAGCCGACACCCCCUCCUUCUUCCAUGCCUCUUGCUCCACCUGUCUCACAAGCAGUCUCAGAAAUGCAGAAACCAGAUGGUUCUCCUAGCGUUCAAAGGGCAAGAAAGCUUUUUGAGAGAGAAGCAGAAAAAGAAGCAGCCUCAGCGGCUCAACUAACCCCAAAGCUUGGGGGCAACCGCACACCCAAGUUAUCAAAGAAACUUGUUCAAAACGGUGUAUCUCCCGCUCAUCACCAUGAUGAAGAAGAACAUAACUUAGUCGGAUCAGAUUCGUCCAUCAGUGAUAGUAAUGAAGACCUAGCCCAUGAAGUCCAGCAGGAUUUAACCGAAUCCGUUUCAUCGGACACAUUACGAUCAAUAAAGUCCACAAGUAGUGGAAACUCGUAUCCAGACACACCAGCUAAGCUUGAACCUCUAGAAAGGCAAUGGAUGAUGGAGUCUGCCAAGGGCAACGUUCCCGCUCUCAUGGGGCUACUGGAACAAGAACCUGGGCUAGCAACAAAAAAGGUUUGUUCAUUCUAGAAAAAACAAAUCAGA